AUGGCAAAAACUGAGCAGGGAAAUGGACUUGAUUUGCGGCGCAGCACAGAGAAGCUGACAGAUAAUGGGAAAGGAAGCUUGAAUGCAACCGACCCAGAGGCAAACGGCAGUGUGGCCCCCGGGGAGACGCAGGUCGACAAGUACGGCUUCAUAGGAGGCGCACAGCAGUACUCUGGAGACUCUGCUGAACAAAUCCCCACUGAGGUGCUGAGGCAGCGGGAGGCAAAAUGGCUGGAGAUGCUCAACAGCUGGGACAAGUGGAUGGCCAAAAAACACAAGAAGGUGAAAGAACGCUGUCAGAAGGGGAUCCCUCCAUCCCUGCGUGGCCGGGCGUGGCUUUACCUCACUGGGGGCAAAGUGAGGAGGGAGCAAAACCAGGGCAAAUUCCAGGAACUGGACAAUCAGCCAGGAGAUCCCACAUGGGUAGAUAUUAUUGAGAGGGACCUCCAUCGACAAUUUCCCUUCCAUGAAAUGUUUGCAGCAAGAGGAGGUCAUGGGCAGCAGGACCUGUUCCGCGUGUUGAAGGCUUAUACUCUGCAUCGUCCUGAAGAGGGUUAUUGUCAGGCUCAGGCCCCCGUCGCUGCUGUACUCCUGAUGCAUAUGCCAGCCGAGGAUGCAUUCUGGGUUCUUGUCCAGAUUUGUGAGAAAUACCUUCCAGGAUACUACAGUACGGGUCUGGAGGCGAUCCAGCUAGAUGGGGAGAUCCUGAACGCUCUGCUCCGACGGGUGUCUCCUGUGGCCCACCGUCACCUGAAGAAGCACAAGCUGGAGCCCAUCCUUUACAUGACGGAGUGGUUCCUGUGUGCCUUCUCUCGGACUCUGCCAUGGGCCUCAGUGCUGCGUGUAUGGGACAUGUUCCUUUGUGAGGGAGUAAAGAUCCUCUUCCGAGUGGGCCUGGUUCUGCUGAAAUGCAUGUUGGGAUCCCAAGAGAAACUGAAGGCCUGUCAAGGUCUCUAUGAAACAAUGGAGCUGCUCCGAGCCAUACAGCCGCAAUACACGCAAGAAGGCUUCCUGGUGCACGAGGUUAUUGAGCUGCAGGUGUCUGAGAAAGACAUUGAGAAGGAACACCAUGCUCAGCUGCGGUGCUGGAAAGAGACUCACGGAGAUCUACACUGUAAGUCCCCUCUCAGGAUGCAUGGUGCCAAGGCCAUCAUGGCUGCCGAACCGCCCAGCCGGCAGGACCUGAGACAGAGGCCCACCAUCAUCGUGCAGUCUCCCCUGGCACCCAUGACAGACGGGGAGAAGUCAGAGGAGGUAAAGGGAAGUACAAAGACUAAUGAAGAAAAACAGAAGAAAACAAUCCCACCGCCGGAGAAGAUCAUUAAUCCUUACCUUCCUUCCACUGACCCCGACCCUCUCCUCAAACAGUUGACCGUACAAGGGUCCAAUGAGAGUCUGAGCAGCGCAGAGCAAGACACUUACCUGUAGCGGCAUAAGUAUCACCAGUUUACUAACAUAAAUCAUUCCAUACAACCUUUACUAACCUGGCGGUGACACUCGUCAUCAGAGUUGUCAGUGACAUGACAAACCUGUCCGUGGCGUAGUGUGUCUGUGGCAAUCGUGACUGAUAGGUUUUAGUAAAAUGGCUAUUUUUUUAACCAUGACACUCCAGAAAAAGUGAUGGAAUUGCAAUGCAAUUUCUCAGCAGUCACUAUAAUACUACAUUUUCUUUGUCAUUUAUGCAUACAGGUUUUUGUUUCCUGCACUUUUAACUACUUAGUUCAGCCAGGGAAAUUUUGCUUUAAAAUAGGGAUACAGGAUAUGGUAAAAAUAUCCUAUUGCAAUUAUUUUGACAGAUAUUACGAUUUGUGAUAUGAUUCCUGAUUAAUGUAAAUGAUAAUUUUUUUUCCUUCAGUUUAAAUUUCACUUGAAAAAUCUAUCACAGUCAUGAUGAUGUGACAUUUAUUGGGGUCUGUACCAAACAAACAUGUUCUCUUACAUCUGGAGAACAAGAUUUGUUGGCAGGAGCAUCUCUGCGGUACUACAGUACUUCAAUGAAAUUAUCUUUUUUCACAUUUUACCUUCAUCAAAAAAAUGGCAGCAUCUGCAAUUUGGAUAUUUCACUUGGCCGUAUUGCAAUUUUGAUAAUAUUUCGAGUAAUUGUGCAGCCCUACAUUAUUAGAAUCUCAGAAAUGUGUAAUUGCCAGGGAGCAACAGAUGCUGACUAUGUGCUCUUUGCCCACAUGUGUAUAAGGUUUAAGCCUGUGGGAGUAUGAAGCUAUUAGCUUCAUAUGACUGAACAUACACUCACUAACUCACUGUUAACAGCUACUGCUGCUAUUUACCUCUUAAAAGCAGUGCGCUGAUCAUUUCCUUUGUUAUAAAUGAAGUCUGAUUUUGUCUGAAUAGAUAAGGUAUUUUCUAGAGCACUUUGCCUUUAUAGUCUUCCUCUCUGCACACAUUAGUCACUACAUUGCCAACACAGACAUUCGUAUUCAUCCUGCUUUGCUAGGUUCAAGUCAUACGCACUAAUUUGCAGAUGCACUUUUUAUCGGUGUGUCUGUUUAGCACAGUGUUGGGACUGUUAAUGCUGCCUCCACGAAUUUGCUGCUGUUGAACACUUGAGGGCGUCCUGAGAUUAUCUCAGCCUCAGCGGUGACCAGUAACAAAAAGCUGUGCAACUCAAAUGAAGGAAGAAGUGUGCAGGGAAAUUCUGUGCCACUAAGCCAAAGAUUUUUAAUCCAUAUUUUUAAGAUAUAUGUUGUCCAAGAAAUUUACUCCAUCAUAUUGUGAUACAGUAUUUGAUUGUUGAUCAGUUUGGGAGACCGGUUCAGAUAAACCAGAUCGGUUUAUAUUUAUGUCGUGAAUGAAAUAUGGUAAAAUGCCAUUUUGAAGAAUGCUAAUACGAAGCUACUUUGUUUUUGUUUUUUACAACCAUUCUUAAAGGUUUGUGGGUCCUUUAUAGACUGAAAUAUAUCUGUUUUUUGUUUUGUUUAAGACAGCUUUGGGAGAUUUUUUUUCUCUGUGACCUCAGAAUCUAAACUCCAGUCCAAAUACUCAAUAAGUUGCUUUUUUUAUUUCCUUUUUUGCAUCCUAAUCAAAGAAAUCCCUCUGAAAUGUGCUGGAGCACCUGGUGUUACCUUUGUUGAGAAAACUACUUUUAAAAAAAUCACAACUAAAAACUAAUCAUAAAGUUCAAGUGCAAAUAUAAUCUUCAGCAGUUAUUGUCUAAUGGAAUUAUUUAUCUGACAAUGAAUUGAAACAGUCAUUUGAAUCUGAGAUGUUUCAAUGAAGAAAUUGUUUGUUUGGAAAAAGUCUUAAUGAAUUCUCUUGGCAAUCAACAUUUAACGCUCCCAGUCCGGGACAUUCCUGUAUCAGCAGUUACAUGUGUAACUGUACAUCAGAAAAUUUGCUUUGUUGAGUGUUUUUUUUAAUAGAAAACAGGUGUGGGUAUGUGUUGAUUUUAAACACUGUGAGGAUUUUUUCUAAAAGUAUAUGCGGUGGGUUCAUUCUCUGUCCAUUAGGAAGCACUGUUUGCCUGCCGUGUCCUCUGAAGCUUUUAAUAUUAAGAUUUUUUAUUUUAUUUUUAAAAAAAAGGUUGUUCUGAUCUGGAGCUACAACAUGGAUCGCAUUUCUAUACUGUUGUGGAGAUGGUGCCACUGAGCUUCAGCCAGGGAUUCAUAUGCCUAGUUGCCCAGUAAUUCUGAAGGAUACUGGAUAUACAGGAUGUGGUUUGCCAUCUAAAAACUUUAUGUUGAUUUAAAAAAAAAAAAAAAGACAAAAAGAUUCUGUUUUAAAAACUAUCUACCAUUAGGAUAGGUACUUUGAUACUAGUCAUUGCAGUUAUUAUGUAACAUUGAUUAGGCCUAGGGCUUAUAAAUCUGCAACCUGCUGUUUUCAUCAGAUUUUAUUUCUGAUCUGUUUGAUUUGAAAUCAACUUCUCAUGUCAACCAGCUGUAAUACCAAAUUACGAUUAAAUCUAUACAAUUUGAAA
Messenger RNA from Micropterus salmoides (largemouth bass), 3934 nucleotides. It is a transcript of the gene tbc1d10ab, whose product is annotated as TBC1 domain family, member 10Ab. The record is from RefSeq and is a predicted model, not a curated record. NCBI's taxonomy places the organism in Eukaryota, Metazoa, Chordata, Actinopteri, Centrarchiformes, Centrarchidae. The transcript is spliced from 9 exons. The coding region runs from base 1 to 1428 and encodes 475 amino acids.